AUGCAGACAAAUCAAACCACUGUGACUGAGUUCAUCCUUGUUGGAUUCAUGGACCACCCAGAGCUUCAGAUCCCCCUCUUCAUCAUCUUUCUGCUCAUCUAUCUCAUCACACUGGUGGGAAACAUUGGGAUAACCAUUCUAACAAAAAUUUAUGCUAGGUUUCACACCCCAAUGUAUUUUUUUCUUAGAAAUCUCUCCAUUAUAGAUAUUAGUCUUUCUACUACUAUUGCCCCUAAAUUGUUGACAACAUUUGUAAAAGAACAUUCAACAAUUUCCUUCACAGGAUGCACCACACAAUUCUUCUUUUUUGCCAUCUUUGUGACCACUGAAGGUUGCCUUCUGGCUGUGAUGGCAUAUGAUCGCUUCACAGCAAUCUGCAACCCAUUGCUAUAUUUUGUUAUUAUGUCAAAGAAGCUUUGCAUCCUCUUAAUCAUAGCUGCCUAUGCUUGUGGCUUUGCAAGUUCAGUAGUCCAGACCAUAUUUAUUUUCACUUUGAAUUUCUGCAGCUCCAAUACAAUUAAUCAUUUUUUCUGUGAUGUUCCUUCAAUGCUUCAAUUGUCCUGUUCAGAUACCCACAUUGCUCACUUUGUGCAUUUUGUUAUAUCCACUGCAAUUGCACUGACAACCUUUCUGACUGUUUUGAUUUCCUACAUUGCCAUUGUUAUUGCCAUCCUGAAGAUCAGCUCUGCCCAGGGAAGAUACAAAGCCUUCUCCACCUGUGCCUCCCAUCUCACCACUGUAACCAUUUUCUUUGGAACCAUCAUCUUCAUGUACAUACGACCUGGCUCCAAUUUCUCAUUGGAUAAAGACAAAAUCAUAUCCGUCUUUUAUACUGUUGUCAUCUCCUCACUUAAUCCACUCAUCUACAGUCUGCGGAACAGAGAGGUGAAGGAUGCCGUUAGCAGAAUGCUAAACAAGAUAAUAUUCCUCAAAUAAAAAUGGUAUAAUUGUUACUUCCUUCAUUUUAAAAAAGAAGGCCAUACUUUCAUUUAUCUGUGAAAAAUUAUUUUAAAUGUUUGUUACUAUUUUGAGCAGUUGAGAAAAGAGCUGGAAUUUUAUAUAAGUUAUCCAAAGCCUAAGGGGGGAAAAAAUGAAAAAUGAAAGCACAAUGCAUUUUUAAAUUGAGAACAAUGCAUUUUUAAAUUGAUCUAACAGAAUGUUAUUUGUUUUUCAUUAAAUCAAAACAAAGAAAAUUAUAUCUGAAUGUUUUUUCCUGCGUAAAUGGUGCAUGGAUCUUCAAGAUCUGGGACUUUAACAUCUUUAGUUCUGGAUGGGGGGAUGCUAUCCAAGAAAGACUGAAUCUGCAACUUGAGGUUUCUUCUGGAUUUGCAAUUCCUGUUCAAAGAACAGGUGGAAGUCACAGCUAGGAGAACCUUUGCACAAUUUUCUCUUGUGCACCAGUUGCAGCCUUUCCUGGAUCAGGAGUCCCUACACUCAGUCACGCAAGCCCUAGUCAUCUCAGGUUUGGACCACUGCAAUAGGGCUACCUUGAAGAGUAUUCAGAAGCUAUAGCUGGAGCAAAGUCAGUUGUGGGAUUCAGCCGGUUCACACCACUUUGGCAGAACCGGUAGCUAAUUUUUUGUUGCCCAGGCCCAGAACAGACUUCCAGAAGUGGCAUCCACACAGAGAACCGGUUGUUCACAUAUUUGAAUCCCACCACUGAGCAAAGUGCAGCAAUGCAGGCAGUUCUUAAGGACCCUAAAGUGGCCCCAUGUUAUACCAUUGCUCCACAAGUUGUACUGGUUGCUGGUUUGCUCCUGGGUGCAAUUCAGUGUGUUACUUAUUACCUUUACCUGCAUGGGUCCAGGUUACUUGAGGAACUGUCUCAUCCUGAUGGGACUGGCCUGCCCUACUCACCUCAGAGGCAUAUUAUGGUAGACGGGGGCAUACUGUGGAUCCUGUCAGUCAAGGAAUUUCAGCUGGCAGGGUUUAGGAGAAGAGUCUUCUCUGUCGUGGUUCCUAUCCUUUGGAAUAUCCUGAGGAGAGAUUGGAUCCUACCCUACUGAUUUUCUGUAAGAGCCUUAAGAUUAAGGUUCUGCCAGAUGGCUUAAGGCCCCAAUGGGGGAGCUUCAAACUGGAGCUGGUGGAUUAAGUAAGAGAUAAUCCCAGCCCCCACCCAUGCAUUCAACUGCCUCUUUCUCCAUCUUGUGUGUCAAUGAUUUUCUUCUUUUUGUAUUGUGAUUUUAUUGGGUAUAUAUAUAUAUAUAUAUAUAUAUGUGUGAUGAUUUUACGCAGUAAGUCACCCAGAGUCACUUAGAAAUGAGAUGGGUGGCAAACAAGUUUAAUAAAUAAAUAAAAUAAUGUUCUUAAAGCAAGCACACCUUGCUUUAAGAGAGUUUGGCUUUUACCAUGUGACGUUCAGCAGUGAUUUUAUUGAUUGAUUAGUUGAUUUGAUAUGAUUUGAUUUCUAUAUUCACCCAUCUCAACAAGUCACUCUGGGCAGCAUACAUCAUAAAAUAUAGUUUUAUACAACUUUGAUAUAAAUAUUUGGACUAGAGUGUGAAAGGGAUGAUUGAUAUCAGCAGGACUGUGGACAAUGUCACAAUCAAGCCUCACUGCUUUCGUACUUGCCCAGCAUGUACACAACAAGCAGGGCUCGGAUCACUAUAUCACAUCUGCUUUUUUCCAGAUUUUGACCCACAACUCCAGAAUCACAGGUUAACAUUUUCAGAUUCUAUCAUAGCUAGGUUCAUUCUAAAUGGACCAAUAUUUUAAACUAGUAAAUUAUAGUUACCAAUAGAACAUGUAAGCUUUUGACAUCUCCAGAACUCUUUAUCAAAAUGUAUGCUACUAAAACUAGGACAACUAAGAAACCCAGAAUUUCAAAAACUAGGUCAAGGUUGUGGUAAUGAGGGCUACAGCUUAAAUCAGAAUGAAAAUGUGAAAUUGCAGACAAAAUGCAUUAAUGACUAAUAUUAGCAAAAUCUAAACACAAUAGAAAAGAAUACAUGUACCUCAGAGUUGAACUGUAGAAUUCUCGGUGCUCUCUGAGUUUAGUUGUUUGCUUGCAGACAUUUCAUUACCCGACAAAGUAACAUAAUCAGUGCUAGGAUAGCACUGAUGAAGUUAUUUAGCUGGAUAACAAAACAUCAGCAAGCAAACAACACUCAGUGAGCAUCAAGGAACAACAUAAUUCUGAAUACCUAACAUUCUGGAACACUGAAACAACUAGCAUAAGGAAAUGUUAGUUAACUUGACAUGUUCUGAUAUAGUUAAAAAGGUUAAAUAUUUGGGAGUGUAUAUAACAGCUUCCAAUGUAAAAUUGUAUAAAAAUAAUUAUGAAACAUUAUGGACUAAAGUGCAGAAGGAUCUGAAUGAUUGGAAAAAAUUACAAUUAUCUUUGUUUGGGAGAAUUUCUGCUGUUAAGAUGAAUGUUCUACCAAAAUUUCUUUUUCUGUUUCAGAUGAUACCUAUUUUGAAGAAAAAUGUCA
Crotalus tigris (Tiger rattlesnake) is the source of this 3431-nucleotide messenger RNA. RefSeq names its product olfactory receptor 1020-like. Gene Ontology annotation, biological process: sensory perception of smell; G protein-coupled receptor signaling pathway. The transcript has a single exon. The coding region runs from base 1 to 936 and encodes 311 amino acids. Gene Ontology annotation, molecular function: olfactory receptor activity; G protein-coupled receptor activity; odorant binding. The record is from RefSeq and is a predicted model, not a curated record. Gene Ontology annotation, cellular component: membrane. NCBI's taxonomy places the organism in Eukaryota, Metazoa, Chordata, Lepidosauria, Squamata, Viperidae.